UUUUUUCUCAGCCGCUCGCGAAGAAAACCCUAACGAAUAUCAGACGUCGUCCGGCUCGCCGCCGCUUCAGCAGAGACAAUGGUGAAGUAUUCAAGAGAACCGGAAAAUCCUACCAAAUCUUGCAAGGCUCGGGGAUCGCAGCUGCGAGUCCACUUCAAGAACACUAGGGAGACAGCCCAUGCCAUCCGGAAGCUUUCCCUCAAUAAGGCGAAGCGAUACUUGGAAGAUGUGAUUGCCCACAAGCAAGCUAUACCUUUCACCCGGUUCUGUGGAGGAGUUGGCCGAACUGCUCAGGCAAAAAAUCGCCAUUCAAAUGGCCAGGGGCGUUGGCCUGCAAAGUCGGCCAAGUUCAUCUUGGAUUUACUGAAAAAUGCUGAAAGCAAUGCUGAGCUUAAAGGCUUGGAUGUGGAUUCCCUCUUCAUUUCUCACAUCCAAGUCAACCAGGCUCAAAAGCAGAGGCGUCGCACGUACAGAGCUCACGGAAGAAUUAAUCCAUAUAUGUCUUCCCCAUGCCACAUUGAAUUAAUCUUGUCCGAGAAGGAAGAGCCGGUCAAGAAGGAGCCGGAAUCUCAGCUGACGACCAGCAACAAACCAAGGAAGGCUUAGGAACGAGGGUAACCUUAGUGAUUUCGUGUUACUUGAGUUUUUAUGGAUGUGGUUUUGGACUAUGAGUAUUACUUUUCACAUUACAAUGAGCAAAUUUUGGAUUGUUUGGAUGUUUUUGUGUUGUUUUCGAUAUAAUCAGUAAUCGGUUCGUUAAAA
Molecule: messenger RNA, 762 nt
Organism: Andrographis paniculata
Lineage: Eukaryota; Viridiplantae; Streptophyta; Magnoliopsida; Lamiales; Acanthaceae
Product: 60S ribosomal protein L17-2-like
Exons: 7
Coding region: 79-606 (175 amino acids)
Biological process (GO): cytoplasmic translation
Cellular component (GO): cytosolic large ribosomal subunit; ribosome
Molecular function (GO): structural constituent of ribosome
Source: RefSeq, a predicted model, not a curated record